AUGGAGGGCGAAUCGCAAGUCUGCCACGAGUUUAACAAAAUUUGCAGUCUCCCCCCUCACCCGAAAUUAGGCUGUCACUGGCAGGCGUACAAGGAAAUAAUCCGCCAGUGCACUAGCCGAGCGGAGUUGGAGGAGUGGCAACGGAAAGGAUAUGAAAAGAUGUUCCACAACAUACCAGAUGGCCAUUGCAUAAAGAAGGACGAUCAAUGCAAGUGCUGCUGCGGCGGAUAUGUGCCAAACGAGGAAGGAACGGAGUGCGUCAAAUCGAAAGAGAGCGAAUGCGGCGACUGGGGUCAGCGAACCGAGUGGAGCCAGUGUUUGUGGUUCCCGUUGUCGAAAAUGGCCAAGGACCUGGAGUCGCACUGUGAUGUUGAGAAGAAGUCACAUCCGAUUCCGAUGGAGAUGCCCACUCCGGCCGGCUUCCACAUACCUCAGAAAUGCGGUUUCUGCAGCUUCAGUGUUCGUUGCCAGAAACGAACUCACAAGGACGGUUGCUUCCCCCUGCGCAUCGAGAAGAAGGCGUGCGGCAACGACGACCAUUGUCCGCACUGCGGCGACAUAUGCACCCUGAAGAAGCAGAACGGAACAUGCGAGUGGACCAACCACCUGCUGUUCGGUUUGUGGAAGAAGUUCGAGGCGAAGGCCAAAGAGUCCCACAUGCCUCUUUGGCGCCACCAGGGCUACUCCAAUAUCCUCAAGUACCUGCCAAAAGCGGAGUGCAAAGCGGUUGGUGACGACUGCAAGUGCUGCUGCCACCCGUACGAGCCGAACGCCGACGGGACGGCCUGCGUACCGAAGGGCUACUGCAAAUCGCCGAAGGAACUUCAGCAUCAUUGA
This is a messenger RNA of Soboliphyme baturini, 837 nucleotides long. The record is from the annotation of a GenBank genome assembly. NCBI's taxonomy places the organism in Eukaryota, Metazoa, Nematoda, Enoplea, Dioctophymatida, Soboliphymatidae.